Messenger RNA from Rhododendron vialii, 717 nucleotides. RefSeq lists its product as uncharacterized. NCBI's taxonomy places the organism in Eukaryota, Viridiplantae, Streptophyta, Magnoliopsida, Ericales, Ericaceae. Gene Ontology annotation, molecular function: nucleic acid binding; RNA-DNA hybrid ribonuclease activity. The coding region runs from base 1 to 717 and encodes 238 amino acids. The transcript has a single exon. The record is from RefSeq and is a predicted model, not a curated record.
AUGGAGGAGCUUUUAUGUGGGGAUCUUGCUAAAGAAUCAAGUAUGGAAGAUGUAGGCUUGAUUUUUCAACUCUGCUGGGCGAUUUGGAAGGCAAGAAAUGGCUUUAUUUUCAAUAAGCAGCCACCUAAUCCGGAAGACACAAUUCGGAAAGCCAAUGGCGCUAAUAUAGACUACCUACGCGCAAUGGUGCCAAAUACUAAUGGGAACCAAGACAGAGUGAGUCGUGUGAUGGGGUGGGUUCCCCCCCUUGUUUCUGCUAUCAAAUUUAAUAUCGACGGAGCUUUUUCUUCCUCCCGCAGCCAGGCUGCCUUUGGCAUUAUUGCUAGAGAUAGUGGUGGAACAGCUCUCAUUUGGCGUUUCGGUAAAGUGGAGGUAAGGUCAGCUUUGGUCAUUGAAGCUUGGGCUUUGCGUAUUGCGUGUGCUAUGGCAUUAGAGCUGGGCUUUACGGUGGUUACGUUCGAAUCGGACUGCAAAAUUCUGAUAAAUUGCAUCAACGAGCCAAAGAAGUUGUGCCCUUGGGAGAUUGCUGCUCUGGUAGAUGAUAUUAAGAGUUGGGCUGCAACGAGACAAUGGGCCUUCGUGUGGUGCUGCCGGGAACAAAAUAGGAGUGCUCACUGGCUAGCUUCUAACUGUCUAAAUAGGAAAAUUUUGGUUAAUACGGGUUGUAUUCCGCCCGGUCUUAGGUCUCUCUUAGAUAGAGAGUCCCAUUCUUUGUAG